AUGCUGCAAUCCGCGUGGGAGUUCGCAAAACGGAACAAGGGGAAGAUUAUUGCUGGUUAGUCAUUUUCAAUUGAAUAUAUCCAAAUCCCAAGUCGUUUCCAGGCGGUGUUUUGAUUGGAAGUGCAAUCGCUUAUGCUCAAUCCACAUCAACAGGUCGUGUAUUGGAGAAGCCACAUGCAAAUAACGAACUCCCGAAUCAGGUUGGAAGAAUGUUUUUGAGAUUUUGCCGAAAUCCAUUUUACAGGCGCGAAGGCACUACAUAUUCGACUCAACUCACCGCUCCUGUGACCAAUCAAUCACCGAUCUUAUUCCAUCGGUUGUAACCCAAAUCCAGGUAUCCUUGAAUAUUAUUCUACUUCCCUUUAUACACUUUCAGGCUCGAUUUGACGUGGAAUCAAUUCAAGAGAAACUUCGAACGACUCCCGACAUGACCGCCGAUCAAAAACUGCAGCUUUGGAAUCAAUUGAAGGUAUUUUCUGUGCUUUUGAGUCAUAAGACACGCAAAAUUACAGACCAAUGUAUUCUGCCGAAUCGUCUCUGUCGCAUACGGUUUUUCCAUUUUAACGUUAACACUGAAGGCUCAGAUUUCGAUUCUCGCAGCAGAUACGUGUGCUCAAUUCGAAAAGCGCAAUCAGACUUCACCAUGGUAAUUGUGAUUGUUGCAUGAGAAUAUGUGGGCAAAUUUCAAUUUCAGGCAGACGUAUCUUCCAGAAUCCGUGAAUUCUUUUUGGAAAACGUCCAAGAACGGAUCGAAUUCAAUGGCACCGACUGAUAAUCCGAUGGAAGUGGGAAACCGUCGCAUUUUCCUCCAAUGCGUUCAAUAUUUCACACUUCGCGGUGAGUUUAAACACUCGAUGUUUGCAAAAAAGUGAAUGUAAAACUUGCAGGUAUUCCCGAGCUCAUGGAAUAUGUCGCCGAAGCGAUUUCUGCGGAGCUCGAGAAUUGGAAACUGACGGAUGUGAAAACCAAAGCUGAGAUGCGCGACUUUUUCGAUAGAGUUGGAAACCGGGUCGGGUUCACAGGCCUUCUCACAAAACUAGUCGCCCCGUUGGAUGAUGGGGUGAGUAACCCGUCUAUUUACUUUUGAUUUUCUUCUCAUUUUUACAUUUUCAGCAAGAUGCGAGCUCGGCCGUUGUGAAACUUCUUCAGAAGUUAACGAAUAACUUGGAGUCCAGCAAAAGCAUCAGUGUGCUUAAUAGCCUCCUCGAUUUCUAUUUCUCAGCUGCCCUGAAGGUUGGUUUUAAAGUUGAGAGAGAUCUUCAUCAAAAGUAAUGUAUUCCAGAUGAUUGGGAGCGAGGAGCAAUCUCUGGUGAAGUAUGUCCCGUCUUUCUCCAAUUCUUUCCCGGUUCUGACUUCCACUGCCUUCGACAGCCCUCUCUUCAAUUCUUUGUACUCUUCUGACAUUCACCAAUUUGCCGUCUAUGUCUUCAACUCGUGA
Caenorhabditis sp. 36 PRJEB53466 is the source of this 1438-nucleotide messenger RNA. Lineage: Eukaryota; Metazoa; Nematoda; Chromadorea; Rhabditida; Rhabditidae. The record is from the annotation of a GenBank genome assembly.